UUGUAAAGUAGUACUUUUAUUGGCGAUCCUCAUCCAUUUCCUCUCUCGUCGUUGUCUGGGAAUCGGUGACUUUUGAAUCUUUGCGACUCUCUUGUAGUGAUAAAUUGAUCGUUAUCUACUUUGAUACUCUCCGGUCGUUUUUCUCCGGUGCUGGAGAUCCGAUUCCUUAUCUUUUCUGUCUUGGCUCGAGAUCCGAGCCAAGCAGUAAAGAAGACGACUUUGUUUCACGAUUUGGAAUUUGAUUCCUGCGAUCACAGGUAUGACAGAUGGCAUCGGGUGAGGGAAUUUUGACGGAUGGACAGUGGAAAAAGCUUGAAAUAGCAACUCAUAAUUCUGGAAGUUUGUCAUCAUCGCCUAAAUCUCAUACUCUCUUUGCUGAUCUGAACAUUAAGUCUCCCACUGGUGGCAAAGGACCAGUUGCUGGGAUUCCUAAUAGGCAUGUGCGACGUACUCACUCAGGGAAGCAUAUUCGUGUUAAGAAGGAGGGUGCUGGUGGCAAAGGAACUUGGGGAAAGCUUCUUGACACUGAUGAUGGUGACUCCUGUAUUGAUAAGAAUGAUCCCAAUUACGAUAGUGGAGAGGACGCAUAUGAUGGACUUGUUGAUUCACCGGUAUCAGACCCGUUGAAUGAUUACAAAAAGUCAGUAGUUUCCAUCAUUGACGAAUACUUUAGCACCGGGGAUGUGAAAGUGGCGGCAUCUGACCUCAGGGAACUUGGUUCAAGCGAAUAUCAUCCUUACUUCACCAAGCGACUUGUUUCUAUGGCCAUGGACAGACACGAUAAGGAGAAGGAAAUGGCUUCAGUGCUACUCUCUGCAUUGUAUGCUGAUGUUAUUUUACCUGAUCAAAUUAGGGAUGGAUUUAUAAGACUUCUCAGAUCUGUUGAUGACCUUGCGGUGGACAUCCUUGAUGCUGUUAAUGUCCUUGCAUUGUUUAUUGCACGGGCCAUCGUUGACGAAAUUCUCCCUCCGGUUUUUCUGGUUAGAUCUAAGAAGAUUCUUCCAGAAUCUUGCAAAGGGUUUCAGGUUAUUGUAACUGCAGAAAAGAGCUAUCUCUCAGCUCCUCACCAUGCAGAACUAGUGGAGAAGAAAUGGGGAGGUAGUACUCACACUACAGUAGAAGAAACGAAGAAAAAGAUAUCUGAAAUCUUGAAGGAAUACGUGGAAAACGGAGACACUUACGAAGCUUGUAGAUGCAUCAGGGAAUUAGGUGUCUCGUUUUUCCAUCAUGAGGUUGUGAAGAGGGCUUUGGUUCUGGCGAUGGAUUCUCCAACCGCUGAGUCACUUGUACUAAAGCUGUUGAAGGAAACUGCUGAAGAAGGACUGAUCAGUUCGAGUCAAAUGGUGAAGGGAUUCUUCCGAGUAGCAGAGAGUCUCGAUGACCUUGCUCUAGAUAUCCCAUCUGCCAAAAAGCUGUUUGAUUCGAUAGUUCCAAAGGCUAUUUCUGGAGGCUGGCUCGAUGAUUCAUUUAAGAUAACCUCUGAUCAAGAUGGAGAAAAAUCGAGUCAAGACGGAAAGCUAAGACAGUACAAGAAGGAUACAGUGAACAUAAUUCAGGAAUAUUUCUUAUCAGAUGACAUUCCUGAGCUAAUCCGCAGUCUUCAAGAUUUAGGGGCACCUGAAUAUAACCCGGUGUUUCUGAAGAGGCUCAUAACUCUUGCUCUAGACAGGAAAAACAGAGAAAAGGAAAUGGCUUCGGUUCUUCUUUCUGCUCUUCACAUGGAGCUAUUCUCAACUGAAGAUUUCAUAAACGGUUUCAUUAUGCUCCUGGAAUCGGCAGAAGACACAGCUUUAGAUAUCAUGGACGCAUCAAACGAACUUGCUCUGUUUUUAGCUAGAGCUGUGAUUGACGACGUCUUAGCUCCACUUAACCUUGAAGAUAUCUCAACCAAGCUGCCUCCAAAAUCAACCGGAACCGAAACAGUCCGCUCAGCCAGGUCUCUUAUCUCCGCCAGACACGCAGGAGAGAGACUCCUAAGAAGCUGGGGAGGUGGAACCGGCUGGAUAGUGGAAGAUGCAAAGGACAAAAUCUCGAAACUCCUAGAAGAAUACGAAACAGGAGGAGUAACAUCAGAAGCUUGUCAAUGUAUCCGCGAUCUAGGGAUGCCUUUUUUCAACCACGAAGUAGUGAAGAAAGCUUUGGUGAUGGCAAUGGAGAAGCAGAAUGAUCGGUUACUGAAUCUGCUUGAGGAGUGUUUUGGUGAAGGAUUGAUUACAACUAACCAAAUGACGAAAGGGUUUGGUCGUGUUAACGACAGCCUCGAUGACUUGUCGCUUGAUAUACCGAACGCGAAAGAGAAGUUUGAGCUGUAUGCUAGUCAUGCCAUGGACAAUGGUUGGAUCCUUCCCGAGUUUGGGAUUUCUGCAACUCAGUGAUUAGUGGUUCUCUUAUCAGUUUCUUGUGUUUGUGCUUACGAUACUUUCCUCACUAUCUACAUAUAUGUAUGGAUUCAGUUAGUAGAUAAACAUGAGAUGUUUAUAUGUUCAUGUGUUUCUGUCUGGUUGUUGUGUUUUGUCUUUGUACUGAUAUCUUUUAGUGUGUUCUAAUUUCUGAUGGAUUUUUGUUACAUUGAAAAUAAGUUAUUAGCAUGGUUAAUUUGUGUUAACUU
Molecule: messenger RNA, 2608 nt
Organism: Arabidopsis thaliana (thale cress)
Lineage: Eukaryota; Viridiplantae; Streptophyta; Magnoliopsida; Brassicales; Brassicaceae
Product: MA3 domain-containing protein
Exons: 4
Coding region: 267-2375 (702 amino acids)
Biological process (GO): negative regulation of DNA-templated transcription; response to carbon starvation; response to absence of light
Cellular component (GO): cytosol; nucleus
Molecular function (GO): ribosome binding
Source: RefSeq, marked reviewed